CCUACGUCUGUCUAUCUCAUAUUUACAACAAGCAGCAGCCGUUUUCGAGUUUUGGUUUGGGUCCUUUCUUCUCUUCUCUUUUUUUUUCUUCUUUUUAAAGCUUCAGCUGCCUAUGACUUGUGAGCUCAUAUCAUCUCUCACCACACGUUAAUUCAUGGUCACUAUGGAUCUAAAAGGUAUAACUUGGGUUGGACAUGUUUACCAGAAGUUUGAAGCCAUGUGCUUGGAGGUAGAAGAAGUUUUGUACCAGGACACUGUUAAAUACGUUGAGAAUCAAGUGCAGACAGUUGGUGCAAGUGUUAAAAAGUUCUAUGCAGAUGUGGUGCAGGAUCUGACUCCGCCAUCUAUGGAUCUUGUGAAAGGGGCAGCAACAUCUGACUUGCCUAUAGAACAAUAUACUGAUAUUGGGAUCUAUAAAAAGCCAGAAGCAAGUAAGAAAGAAGAGACAGUGAUGGUUGAUCACAGGCAAUCUGAUGAUUCACAUGCCACUUUUGAUCUGGACAAGGAUGCAAGCCAUGUACCAUCUUUCCAUGGUUUUGACAUUGAUGAUACUUCAUUCCAACCAUAUUCAGGAGAUACUGUCCAAGGAGCAUGUUCAGACUCUUACUCUAAGCAAUAUGGUAAUAGGAGUCGUUGUAAGUCUAGACUGGGUGUGAAAAAAAAAUCUAACAGGGACAACUUCUCUUUGAGGGAAAUGUUUGGAACAGUCACUCAUAUAGAAAAAGAUCAUAGUGAAACAUUGUUAUUUUCUGAACUAUCAGAUGAAAAUAAAAAAUCAUUCUGUGAUCAGAGAGGUAUAAGUCCUACCCCAGAUAUGGUUGGAGUAAAUGGUUGUAACUGCACAGAAGCAAUAUCUGAUGAGUUUGAAAAUUCAAGCAAGGGUCCAACUAGCGUUGUCGCUGAUGGCCAAGGUUGUAAUGAGAUUGAAAUGGCAGGUGCUCAUUCCUCUUGUGAUGAUAUAUCAGCAGAAAUAAACGACAUUUGUAAGAACAAUGGGGUGGUUUAUCUGGUAGGAUCCUCUGUGAACAGGGAUGUUCAGCCCAUUGAAUUUCCAGAUGAGAUCAUCCUUGUUUGCGAUCCAGGACUAGCAGAUGACUCAACUGCUGACACGAGUGAGAUUAAUAUUCCUGUUCAACAGGAUUUGGGAAUAAUUCAACAGGUUGAUGAUAUUCAAGAUGAGGAAAACUGUGUUCUGGAAAAUGGAGAUGGCCUUCAUUUUGUUCCUCACAAGGAAAGCAAACACAGGCCUUACAAGAAAAAGAUUCGGGAUGUCAUAUCUUCAAGAAUGAGAUCCCGGAGAAAGCAUGAAUAUGAACAGCAUGCUACAUGGUAUGGGGAGAAAGUAAAUUCCAAUAAAAAAUGUGCAGGGAGUUCAAUGCAAAUUAAUAUAGAGGGGGAGAUGAAGAGAUCAGCACCGCAGAAGAAUCCCAUUGAGUCGGAUUGGGAACUUAUUUAGAUACCAGUGUUUCAACUUCAUGUAAAUAAUUUCUUCAAAGUUACUUCUGCAGCCUCUCUGAGCUGAUGAAGGUGAUUUAGAUUCUGAAUUAAUAUAGCAAUCGAGGGUCCAGCGCCUAUAGAUAUAUGGUGAAGUAGAUAAAAAAGAGGAAGCACCUCUCUGGUAAUAAAGAAAAAAUAUUAUGCUUGAUAGCCCCCUCUGGGGAUGCACGCAGGUUCAUUUACAGAAGAAAUAUGAGCAAUUUGGCCAUUAUUGUGACUGUUAAUUUGAUUAACUUAUUUUCAGUUGGGCUGUUCGCUGGUCUUUGGAAA
Molecule: messenger RNA, 1767 nt
Organism: Mangifera indica (mango)
Lineage: Eukaryota; Viridiplantae; Streptophyta; Magnoliopsida; Sapindales; Anacardiaceae
Exons: 6
Coding region: 155-1456 (433 amino acids)
Source: RefSeq, a predicted model, not a curated record